This is a messenger RNA of Lolium perenne, 1558 nucleotides long. Its product is annotated as 2-hydroxyisoflavanone dehydratase. The record is from RefSeq and is a predicted model, not a curated record. Gene Ontology annotation, molecular function: hydrolase activity. NCBI's taxonomy places the organism in Eukaryota, Viridiplantae, Streptophyta, Magnoliopsida, Poales, Poaceae.
CUGAAACUGGAAGCCUGGACGACAGAAAACCAGGAACUCUUCACCACACAACACACGCAGCCUUAUCUACAGUUCACAACGUACGUACACUUCGUCUCCAUGGCCAUCAGGAGCGGAGCCUGCACGCUUUGCGCUGGCUGGACAGCCACCCUACCAUGCCGCCGGCCACCAGCAACCGUGGACCGGAGCAGAAGGUUAGUCCAGCCACCAUGCUUGUCUACCACCUUUCCACCCGUACAAAUGCAGCGCAUGUGGGCUCUGCAUGCAGCAGCUGCCAUCCAAGUUGAAGCCGGCGACGAGGUGCUGCUGGAGUCCCCGGGGCACUUCCGCAUCUACAAGAGCGGCAAGAUGGACCGUCUCAACGACCCUACCGUCAUGCCAGCCGGCUUGGACGAGGCCACCGGCGUCACCUCCAGGGACGUCGUCCUCGACGCCGACACCCGCGUCUCCGUGCGCCUCUACCUUCCCAAGCUCCCUGGUAAUCAGUCCUCCACCAAGCUCCCCGUCCUCGUCUACUUCCACGGAGGCGCCUUCCUCAUCGGCUCGGCCGACGACGCCGCGUACCACGGCUACGUCAACGCCCUCGCCGCCGCGGCCGGCGCCCUCGUCGUGUCCGCCGACUACCGCCUCGCCCCGGAACACCCGCUCCCCGCGGCCUACGACGACUGCUGGGCCGCGCUCCGGUGGGCGGCGGCGCCGUCCACGCAGGACGAGUGGAUCUCCGAGCACGGCGACACUUCCCGCCUAUUCCUGGCCGGCGACAGCGCCGGCGCCAACAUCGUGCACGAGAUGCUCGCCAGGGCGGCCGCCUCCGACGACGGGCCGAGGAUGGAGGGCGCGAUACUGCUGCACCCGUGGUUCAGCGGCAGCGAGGCCAUCGAGGGGGAGCUGGCCGCGGUGCCCGUCUUCAACGGCAUGAUCUGGUCCUACACGUGCCCCGGCGCGGUGGGCGGCGCCGACGACCCCAGGAUCAACCCGCUGGCCCCCGGCGCGCCGUCGCUGGAGACGCUCCCGUGCGAGAGGAUGCUCGUGUGCGCCGCCGAGAAGGACGUGCUGGCGACGAGGAUCCGCGCGUACCACCAGACCGUGGCCGCCGGCGCGUGCCGGGCAGCCUGGUUCGAGUCGGAAGGUGAGGACCACGACUUCUUCCUCGGGAAGCCCGACUGCGAGAGCGCCAAGCAGCUCCUGGACCGCGUCGUGGCGUUCAUAGCCGAGGGUUGAGUGAGAUGCGUGUACAUAUGUACUGUACAAGCAUUGAAAUGGCCGUGAUGGACCGACGUCACGCGUAAUGCUUGAGGUCUCUUCGUGCAGGUGCAGUUUAAGCGACCAUGCAUGUUUUUAUUUACAGAAUGAACAAUUAUGGAGGAAGGACCAAAACGACCGCUGAAUUCCAAUGAGACGGCCACAACAGCAUGGUCAACGAAGCUUGAGAUGGCGGCGGCGGCCGGCGACUGGUGGUCUCGGGCAUCUAGAUCUUAUCUGGGGUAGAAAAGUGCCUCGAGAUGUCAUACACAAAAGAUGGAUCGAAUUCUAGAAGCAUUCAUAGAGCCGACUCUCA